AUGAAUAUAACUAUUGAAGUCGAAGAUGCUCUUGCACGUCUUGCGAUACCUGAGAGUGAUCGAUUGUAUUAUAUUUCAGAAGGCAUUGAUGUUCAUAAACGAUUUUACUCGCAAAAUGGAAUUAAAUCUCAUUUAGCUUUAUCAGACGAAUUUGAAAAACGUAAUGGCUGUUUUGAUUGUGGUGAAGUUUCAUAUUUAAAAAUUCUUAUUCAUAUUUCAUCCCCAAUUGCUAGUAAUAGAACCGUAUCAAAUGAAAGUUUAUCAUCAUCAUCAUUAAAUGGAACAACAAUAUCAACAACAAAAAUAAAUACUAAUAAUAAUAAAAAAUCAAAAUCUCGUUUAAAAACUAAUAAAGAUCAAUUACGACCACAAUUAACUACAAAAUCACAAAUGCCACUAUAUGAUUUACCAAAAAUAUCUUUACCAACUACAAUUGAUACUGAACAGUUAAGUUCACAAGUACGUGAAUUACUUUCUUCAUACAGUAUUGGUCAACGUGUGUUUGGUGAAGCUGUUCUUAAUCUUUCUCAAGUUCUACGUCGUAGUAUUCGUCCUACAACAAAAUCACAGAAUCAUGAUACAGAAAGUAACAAUAAUCCUACUUUAAAACGUCGAUAUAUAUUUACAGAAGAUCAACGUCGUAGAUUAAAACAAAUAUUCGAAAGUGAACCUUAUCGAAGUCAAGCAAAAUUAGAACAACUCGUUGAUGAAUUAUCCUUGCCAAUGAACAAAAUAUCGAAUUGGUUUCAUAAUGCCCGAAUGAGAACUAAACCUAAUACGUAUACGAAAGAUACAAAUAAAAUAUCUUCGACGCCUUUAACUGAUAAUAAUGAUGACGAUGAUGGUGAUAAUGAUGAGGAUGACAACGAUGAUGAUGAUGAAGAUAAUACUUUACCAACAAUUGUACCCUUAAAUAAUUCAUGGUUUAAUACGACAAAUGAUUCAGAUAGUUCGACUAGUCCAAUUAGUUUAGCAACAUCAUCAACAAAUAUUAUCUCUUUAAUCGACGAACAAAAGCCUAAUCUUUCGAUAUCUACAUUUAGUUCAAGUAAACGAUUUCAUGAACUUGAUAAACGUUGUCGAGAUUUUGAAAAUGCAAAUAAUGAAUUAAAACAAUUAAAUAUUCAACUUGAAAAAGAUUUAUUAUGUGUUGGUGGUGUUACUGAAUUAUUUCGACGAGGACCUGAAGGACAAACAAGUGAUAGUAAUUCAAAUGAAACUAUAAUAAUUGAAGAUGUAUUAAAUCAAUCAUGUACAUCUCCAGCAUCAUUUAAGAAUUCAUUUUCACAUGUUUCAUCACGUGAUUCAACAUCGGAUGAAGCUUUAACUGCUAUUGUUAUUAGUCAACGUGAACGAUUUCGUAUUCGUAAUGUUGAAUUAGAGAACGAAAAUGUUUCAUUAAAACAACAAACAAAUAUAUUUCAAAAUGAAAUGGAUAAACUUCGAUCGGACAAUAUAAAAUUAUAUGAAAAAAUUAAAUUCACAACACGCGCAACAGAUGAUCCUAUUGAUCGGUAUUCACGUGAUUACGAUGCAUCAUUGGAUCCAUUUACUAAUUUUACGAAACAAGAAAAGCAAAAGAAAUAUGAAUCACUUAAAAUUCAUGAAAAAUUUGCUUUAAACUUUGGUAAAUUUAUUCUCUCAUCACAUCAAAGUCGAACAUUUUUUGUCAUUUAUUUUAUUCUCGUUCAUAUUCUUAUCUUUCUUUCUCUUUAUAAAAUGGUUCAUGUUGGUUCAUCUGUACGUGAUAUGUCACAAGUUUGUUUUGAUAAAUUUCGAGAACAUAUGGCAGGUGUACAUGGAGAAAAGAAUUUUCAUUUUGAACAUGGCCAUGCUCAUGCUCCACCAGGUGUCGUUCCAGCUGCAGCACCACCACCACAUCGAUAG
Molecule: messenger RNA, 1887 nt
Organism: Adineta steineri
Lineage: Eukaryota; Metazoa; Rotifera; Eurotatoria; Adinetida; Adinetidae
Source: the annotation of a GenBank genome assembly